GGUCCGUCGGGUACUACGUCGUUAAUUACACGGAGGACGCGUGGAACGUCUUCGCCUUCUUGCUGCGCGACAAUCAUCGGACGCUGUGGCUUUGAAUUAUGGCAGCGCGAUGAACCUGUCCGUCUAUCUCUCGAAUGAGAGCUCCUAUCAGCCAUGGGCCGUGGCUGUCGACUGGUUCGGCCAAAUGAACAAGUUGCUGGCCGGAACGAAGUCGCACAAUCGUUUCCAGCUGUACGCGAGGAAUCUGAUCGAUCGAAUCUAUCGCCGAUCGGGAUGGCUGGUCGGGGUGGAGAGGUCGCCGUCGAACAGAGAACUGGGCGUGCUGAUACUGCACGGAGCUUGCAUGGUGGGCCACAAGCACUGUCUAAAGACAGCCGAGAGAAAGCUGCGAAGCUUGCUCGACGGUGAACCGCUGCCGGCCGACAUCCGGUCCGUGGUCUACUCGUUCGGUCUCGCCACGCAAUCCGCCGACGCUGAAUCGAUAUUCGAGAAGAUGUCGAGGCUGCUCGCGACCGAGUCCGGCCCGCAAGAAAAGGAACGGCUGAUCGUCGGGCUGGCCGGCGUGCAACAGAAAACUCUCCUAGUCAGAUGUCUCGAGCUGGCGACCAACGAGAACCUCGUCCGCAAGCAGGACUUCGGACCUAUUUUGAUCAAGAUGGCUUCCGGUCCCGUUGGACUCAAGAUGGUCUGGGAUUUUAUACGAUACACCGUGCACGUGUUAAUCGGCGAGCUGCACUACGCCUGUUUGACCUCGAAGCCGGAGUGUCCGUCCUCGGCAGCGACCUUGGAGUCUCGCAGCUAUUUCUUCCUGGAGAAGUUGAGGAGCGUGUACAGGGAGCUGCCGAUCCUAGCAGAUCUCUCGAAAGACCUGGCCAAGCUCGCGCUGACGGAUCUUUCUCAACCGCUGAAGAAGAUACUGGAGGAGUACAAUCGGCAGGAGCUGGAAAUCAUGCCGAGGCUGGAGAACGAGCUCUCGGAGAUUCGGAAGGCGUUGAUGGACGGUGUACAGAAAUUGAUCGACAGAGGUCAGAGGUUGGACGAGCUGGUGCGCAAGACCCAGUCCCUGCAGAUCAUGUUGGAAGCCAAAGAGCACGGAGCUCCGUGGAAGAUGCAGUUGUUCUCCGACUUUCACAGGCCUCCACGGACGGUGUACCGUGUACUGAGUUUACUCUUCGGUCGAUCAAAGAUGAACAGGAACUCUUUCGAGAUUGGAUCAUCGACGAGGGAAUGAUAUAACAGCAAGGAAAUCUCGCGAGAUGUUACCUGUUGGAGCUCGAUGUCGACUUCCUGCAGGACCUCUUCGAGGACGGUCAGCAGGUGAUUCACGUUCUCGAUCGAAAAGACCAUCGGCGGUUUCAGCUUCAGGAUGUUGUCGUCGGGACCGUCGCUGCUGAUCAGGAUCUUGUUCUCCCGCAUCCUGGCGACGAUGUACCUAGCCUCUUCCGUGGCUGGGCUCCUCGCGAUCCUGUCUCGGACCAGCUCGAUACCCGCGAACAAACCCGCGCCUCGAACGUCCCCGAUGAUCGUCCACCGCUUCGCCAACUUCCUCAGCUCGGACAUCAGUAUGCGUCUGCGCCAGUCGGAGGGCGAGGUCGUUCGCCUCGCUGCCAGAGUUCACCAGGAAGCAAACUGACAGCGGCUCCGGAAGCAGCGAGGUCAAUCGGCGAGCGCAAAUCACCAGAUCGUCGUGGAGGAAACGAUUGUUCGUGGAGACGAGAGCCAUUUGCUCCUGGCCGGCUCGCACCACCGUUGGAUGACAGUGGCCCACUGCAAAUUAAUCGAUAACGUCGAUCCAUCCUCCGCGCAGUUUAUGCAACCACUGUUGUUCCUACCGUGUGCAACAUUGUUGAUGCAGUCCAGGUAGCGGUUCCCCCUUUCGUCGUACAUGUAUUGGCCCUCUGCUCGCACAAUCUUCAGCGGAUUCGACUUGUAGAACAGUUUGCAAGCUUGCCUGUGAACAGAUCGUGGACCGUCAUUCGAGCUUGUUGUCGCAGGAACGAUGUUUAACGACGAUAACAACGUCCAUUUACCCGAUGUGCCGUUCCCGCAGCCUGAUCGUCUCCGACUUUGGCAUCUGUUCCAACGACUCCGCCAUGCCGGAUGAUUCUAUCACUGAACAACGAAAAAUUUUAUUUAGAUUAGACCAGUUGUUUGCCCAGAUUUUUGGAAAUUCAUUUCUACGCUGAUCGAUCGCGUCUAAGAAAUUCUCAUUAGGGACCACGAAAUGUAAGAAUAUUUGUGAAAGUAGAUGCAAUCGAGAUGUCAUGCAACUUAACUUUACAAUUUUAAUCGAAUUAAACGCGUCACGAUAAUUGUAUGUAAUUUUUUAGGUCGCCGGCGCGUCAGUCAAAGUGUCGAAACACGAUGCGAAAAUUGUGUGAAGGACUUCGCUAACAUGGCAAACUAUGGGAAUACGGAUUACUUUUAGAUUUGUAGUUUCUUUAUUGCUAAAGUCUACCGUUUCGAUUUAACAAACAUUUCAACUCGCGCCACGAUCGGGCCGUGGUUUUCGCGUCGACGUCGAGCGAAUUUUCGAUCGGGUUUCGCAACGUUGAUCCGCGGUUUCGCAACGAAUCGGUCUGCGGGCGAAAUCGACACUGUCGAAAGAUCGCAGUUCGGUUAUAAUUAACUUCACUUUAUCGUUCUCGCAAACAGAUACGAUUGGCGCCGGCUAUUUGCAACAACAUCGGUUGCAAAACCGUUUCAUCGAUGCACUGUCUAUCGGCGACCGGUAGAAUCGCUAUCGUAUUCGCGACGAUCGCGGAACAAUUACGCGUUCUUGUUGAAUUGGAACGAUCGAGACGCGAACAGGAAUCGAUCGAACAGCCUAAGCAAUCGGCGGUACGUUUCUAACGAGACACGGUAUCUGUUCGAGACCGAUAUACGUACAUAUUUUCCUAUGAACGCGAUUUAUCUCGAGGCAUGGGGACGAAUCACGCGCACUUAUCGGCCUUCGGAAAGUUACUUGUCCCAUAGGGAACGAUAUCUCUCCAUUCGUCUAUAGUUUCACCGAAUUCCGAACGAUUUCGAGAAUAGAACGAGUCAAGGUAUCCGAAACUGAUCGUAGAAAAUCUCGAUGUUUUCGUCCUCGAAAAUCGCAGCACUAUCGAGCGAACGAAAAGCGGGUCAAAGGAGAGAACAAGUCGGAAAAUAAGAUCGCGAUAAGAUCUGUCCAAAGUCGUCGAUCCUCGCGAUUCCCUUUUAACCGAUUAGAUAUUGAAAUUCGAGAAGACGAAGGAUCGGUGAAGUUCGACCGGAAGCUGCCGAAGGAUUCGGCGAUAGAAAUCGGUGCGAGAUAGAGAAACGAUUUGGAAAUCGCGAGCAAGGGUGUUCUGGAAGCCGGAAGCCGGAAGAAGGAAGCAGGAAGCGAGAAGCGGGAAGUCGGAAGGAAGAGCAGAGUCAGCGAGAUCGUACCUGAACUCGUAGUAAUCGUAAGUCACGGUUCCUCGACUUCUGAAUGCAGUCGUCAGCUGAGUGCCGCGACCUACUCCGGUGACGUCAUAUAUAGAGCUUGCCGAUCGUCGGGAAGAAAAGCGGGGGAGUCUGCGCGCGCACUGUCCUCUUCGCCCUAAUGAGAUAUUAGACGUUCCUUGCCCCUCCCCUUCCACCCCCGCUCUUUGCGAUAGCCGGACAUCGAACAAGCGUCAUCGAGGUUGUAAUCAGCCAAGAGAUCGAUUAUUGACCGAUCGAUCACCUCCCCUGCCCGAAGGAUCCGAUUUUUUCGGAUUUCAGAGCUGACCCCGUUCCACGAGCGCGUCGGCAAACAAAAUCGGCUUCUCUCGCACGUGUUUUCUAGUCACCGUAUCGUUGACUCUUAACGGGCAAAUGUUUACUCGCGCGACAAACUAUCGCGUUCGAAUUUUACGAAAAAAUACCUGUCACGGUUCGUCGAGGUUUAAAACGGUGUAACCCUUUCGAAAUUAUACCAAAUGCGAUGUACUUUUUUUUAGGAUUGCCGGAAGGACCAGUUUGCUAGACAGAGCGUAAAACGUUUUCCCAAAGAAUCGUUAGUUGGGCGAAAUGGUAAAAAUAAAAAUGAUAAUCGCGCGUUUAUAAAUUUCUUGGCCGAGCACGAACGAAAAUUCCAACGAUGCUAAAAAGCGCGAUUUCUUUUCAUUCUUUCGUUGUUACGAUCAAUUGCGACGUCCGCGAUCAUUUCUGUGUCCAUUGUUUAACAAACUAGCCCUUCUAUCUUCAUAUAUAUGUGUGUGUGUCCAAUGAAAUAAGUUCCCCAGGAAA
This is a messenger RNA of Megalopta genalis, 4239 nucleotides long. Lineage: Eukaryota; Metazoa; Arthropoda; Insecta; Hymenoptera; Halictidae. The record is from RefSeq and is a predicted model, not a curated record.